Messenger RNA from Melospiza georgiana, 5332 nucleotides. It is a transcript of the gene DNAAF8, whose product is annotated as dynein axonemal assembly factor 8. The transcript has 33 exons. The record is from RefSeq and is a predicted model, not a curated record. Gene Ontology annotation, molecular function: dynein complex binding. The coding region runs from base 116 to 5281 and encodes 1721 amino acids. Lineage: Eukaryota; Metazoa; Chordata; Aves; Passeriformes; Passerellidae. Gene Ontology annotation, cellular component: dynein axonemal particle.
GGCCCCGCUGCGCUGUCCCUGGCCCUGCGCUCGUCCCGGUGCCGCCGGUUCGCUGUGCCCGCCGUCCGGCCCGGCCCGGCGCUCAGCGGGGCGGUGGGCGCCGGAAGCUGUGCCAAUGGCCUCAGAAGCACCAAAUGAGGAUGCAGAACCUGCAGCUGAGCCUCCUGCAGCUCCUGUGCAGGGGAACAGGACAUUCCAGUGGGGAUCCAUCCUUGCUGCAGUGAAGGACCAGCUCCCAUCCCUGGACUCUGACUCCUCCACUUCUGAUUGUGAGAGUGAUGAGGAGCUUUUCAUCUUCCAGAGGGACCUGCCCAACUUAAUUCCAGACCUGUCAGAGGAACUGAUGAUGUUUGCCCUGGAAGACUCCCAGGAGCAGGAGACAGAAAGACUUCCAUGGGAGAUCUGGAACGAAGACCUGGAAAGUUUUGACUUUCAGGAAAAAACAGAUGGUGCCCAAAUCAUUGCAAAAGAAGAUGUACAAAUGAUUAAAGAUGAGGCUGCUGAACCUGCCAGCCAGACUGAAGAAAUGCCAAGCCAAAAGAGAGCUGUUCUUGAAGAGUUUCCCUCAGAUUCCACAGAUGACCUUGAGGAGAAAGAAAUGGGCAGGACUCAGGCUAAGGAAAGAGCAAACUCCUGGCCUAUCACAGCAGUGCCUGUGCAAGAGCUGUACACUAAAGAGGAGAGAAAAAAGCUGAUAGAGACAAAGAUACUGUCCAAGAUCCUUGUGGAGCCAUCCCCAAAGCAGGAUGUCAAACCUCCCUCCCAUGGCAUCAACAACAGCCUGGGAAGAUUUGCAAAGGCAGAAACCUUCUCAGAUGAGCAUCUUGGAGAAGUGAUCCAUUUGUCACUGCAGGCUAUUGAAAAGUGGAAUGUAGACAAGAAUCUUGAGGAGCUGGAGCAGCAGGGAGAUAAAACUCGUGCACAAGUUGCUUUCUUCCCAGCAGAUUAUGAGUCCUUCAGGAGGAAGUGUGAAGAGGAGCUCAUGGAAAGGCUGGGAGAGCUGUGUGCCAGGCAGUCCAGGGCAGUGUCCCCUCCCUGUGAGAGGCCAUCAGCCAAGCUCUGCUCCUUCCAGGGACAGCAGGACAAGAAGGAUGUUGCCUUGCUGUCAUCCCCACCAAGUUCUCUGAGGAUGGGCAGGAUGAGUUUCCAGGACCUGCCAAAACGUGCAACUGUGUACAUAGAUUUGAGAGAUGCUGAGCCACCAAAGCCAGUGACAGUCCCCGAAGAGAAACAAAGUGCAAGUGACAGCUCCUCCUCCUCUGAAGAAGAAGAGACUGUGACAAUUCAGAAUGAAGCAGAAAGGAGAAUGAGGAAUUGCUCAGGGAAGAGCCUGUUACUGCAACAACUCCGAGCAGCCCGGAAGGAGGCCUUGGAGCUUCUUCACAAAACAUCUCUUCCAGCUGAGAAACUGCAGCCAGAAAGGCUGGAAGACACAGCUUCCUCUAAUAAAAGUCAAAACCAAUCUUGUAAAGUGAGGCAAGAGACAAAUGAGGUAGUUCCCAGGAAACUGAUGAGAUUGGAACCAGGCAAGCAAAGUCUCCCCUUUUCAAGCUGUGGGGGUGACAGAGCUGACACAGAGAAAGAGAACAAAAUGGAAGCUGAGAAGAUUCCAAAUGCAGGAAAUGCUCCAGAUUGUCCUCUAAUUACAGCAGAAUUGCCAAGGUAUCCCACAGGAAAAGUAAUCAGAGGGUUUGGAUGUGGCUUCUCUAAUUGUCCUGGAUUAAAGAAAAUUGCUUACCUGGGCUGUGAGCUGGAGCAAGAGGGUGUCUGGAUUUGUUACCUGGCAAGAACAACAGUCCUGGCAGCUGCUGCUGGAAGGUUUAGAGGCAGCCUCAGUGGGGCCUGGCAUAUCUUUAUAGAACUUGGUCUUGAAAUCCUCAAUGGUGAGGAUUCCUUGACUCCCAGGAGAGAAGGAAGUGAGCUAUCCCAAAAGGAAGAGGAGAUGGUGGAGAGGCAGAGGAGAUGCAGAUUGCAGGAGCAGCUGGAGCAGUGGCAGCCUCAGCGCUCGGUGUGGGGGAAGCAGCCCAUGGCAGAGAACACCCCGCUGCUGUUCCACAGGGAAGCCUCUUUUUUGCCAGCUAUUGCCACGUUGCCUGGAUCCUGCAGUGUGAGAAAGGAGCUGCUGCUGCUGACCAUUUGGCUGGCAAGCUGUGGCCAGGUGGCCACGGAUCAGUGUGAGGGGCAGGUGCCUGACAAGGUGCUGGGAGCUGCCAACAUCUACCAGGCCCUGGUGGCGUGGCUGCUGUCCCUGGUGCCUCCUGUGAAGAGGAAGGAUGGUCCCACAGCUCCAUUUGAGGUGGUGGGGCUGCAGCAGGCCUGGACAGAGGAAGGCUUGGCCCUCUAUGCCUGCCUGGUGGCACCAGAGGAACCUUCAGCCCAGAGGCACGAGGCAGCAACUGCAGAACAUCUCCAGGGAUCACCCAGCUUUUACCAGAAGAUUUCUGCAUUUCUGACUUCUACAUGGCUUCCAGAUGUUAUCUGGUGGAGAGAUGAACUGGCCAGUCACUUCCAAAAGAAGCUGUGCCCACUUGUUCCUGCAAUUCCCUCUGUCCUGCUCAGUAAUAUCAUUGCUGUUAAUCCUGACCCUCAGGCAGUGGAGAAGGCGUUUGCAGUGCCAAAGGGAUUUUACUGGCAGACAGUUGAGAGUGAUGACAAACACUUCCCUGACAGCAGUGCCAUGGAGGCUUGCAGAGAGACAGACAUCGAGGUUGCCAUGGUGCUGCUGUUUGAGGCUCUCUUCCAAAACCCCCUGGAGACCCAUCACACUCUGAGGCUGCUGCUGGGCUCUGGGCUGGAUGUCUGCGGCCUCCGCCUGCUCUACCCCAGCCAGGAGCUGCUGCUCUCCAGCUCAGAAAAGCUGCCUUCCUCCUACACCUCAGAACCUGGCAAGGUGCCCCCAGUGCUGGCAUUAGGUGUGAGAGGCCCCAGAGCCCACGGAAUCCUGCAGGACAUCACCCGAGGCUGUGGCAGGGCGGAGCCUGUCGUGUCCCUGCCCCUGGCCAGCCGGGUGCACCGGGAGCUGUGCCUGUGGUUCGGAGGGAGAGCUGCUGGAGUGCUGCCCCCGCCGUCCAGCUCUCAGAGACCUUCCCCAGCUGGGGCAGGAGCAGAUGAAGAAAAAGUUGACCUCCAGGCCUUGAUGCUGCCUCGACCUCCAGCCAUGCUUGUCUCAACUACCAAAGGGGACAUCAUUCUGCUGGUGUCACCUGUGGUGCCUCCGUGUGCCUUUGGGGCCGUGCUUUCCGCCUGUGCCCGCCGGGGCUUUGUGCUGCAAGGACUGCGGCAGCUGCAGCUCUCAGCACAGCAGGGCCUCAUUGCUGUCUUCUGCCCUGGCAAGAGCUCAGGCUCACCUGCUGGUGCUGCAGGAGGAGAGGUCCCUGGCGAGCCCCGCAGGCACUGCCUGGUGCUGCUGCUGAGGAGGGAGAAUGCCACUCAUCACAUCCCUGCCCUGCUGACAGGGCUGAUGGAGGAGCUGGCAGAGGCAGGCCCUGGCAUUGGGCACAGCCUCCCCCCUGCAGCUGCUGGACAGGAGCCAUCGCUGUGCUUCCACGGGGCUCCGUACGCCGCGGCCGCGCUGCUCAGCCUGGGAGGAAACCUCAGUGUGGUGCCAGAGCCCCAUCCCAUCCCUCUGGAUUUCCUGAGCCACCGAGCUUUCGCUGCUGAGCCCGGCAUGGAGCAGGUGGUGAUGCUGACACUGGUGGGGAUGAAGGCUCUGAAGAGUGCUGGGGAGCUCCUGCAGCAGAUCCUGCUGCCCCCCAUCAGGGAUCAGCCUCAGAGUGCAGGUAACCCAGCUCUGGAGACCUUGGGCUUCGAGCUGCUGGGCCUGAAGUGGCUGCCCUGCCUGAGUGGGUGCCAGGCCAGGGAGGUGACCCCUUUUGAGGCUGGGGACACUCACUGGCAGAGCAGCCUGGGCACGCUGACGUCCAGCCCUGUCCUGGUGUGCGCGCUCCGCGGCACCGACGCCUUCCUGGCCCUGGGAGCUGCCCUGCAGGGAUGGACACAGAGCAGGGACAGGCUCUGCACAGGGGACAGCCUCCCACAGGCACUCAUGGCCCUGACACCAGAGGUGACCUUCAGACAAGCCAUCCUCUUCUUCACAGAGGCAGAUUUGGUCACUGAUGCAGAACACCGCCCUGCUGGGAAAUUCCUGCCACCACCUGGCAGGAGCUCCAGGACUGAAGGGAAGACCACAGUGGGUGAGAGCUGGAGGUGCCGAGCAGAAUCUCUGUUCUCCUUCCUGCAAGCAGGGGCACAGCUUCUCUGCACGGUGCUGCUGAUCAAACCCGGGGUGUGGAGCCAGGGGCUGCCCAGGAUCCUCCGGGAUCUGCACCUGGAGAAGUUCUGCGUGGUCGGGAUGAAGCACCUGGAGCUGGGAGCGGCUGCUGCUGCCUCUCUGCUGCCCUGGGAGCUGCAGCAGGACCCAGCUGCUGUAGAAGCUCACUGUGCCUACCUGACCUCAGGCACUGCCCUGGUGCUGUGCCUGCAGAGGCCCAAUGCUGUGAAGAAGCUGCUGGAUCUCCUGGGACCAGAGGAUCCUCAGCUGGCCCAGGCACUGGAUCCACGCCUCUGGAGGGCUCAGUAUGGCACCAGCACAGUCCAGAAUGGAUUUUAUGGCUCCAGAUCCUAUGCACUGGCAGUCCAGGAUGUGAAGCUGUUUUUCCCAGAAGGGCUGUGCUGUGCCCAGGCUCAGCCAGUGCAGGAGCAGGAGAUCCAUAACCUGAAACACGACCCCAUCCUCAGCCUGGGAAUCAGGAAACAGCACAAGAUCCUCACCCAUGAGCCAGGAAAACACCCCAGUGUCCUGGGCUCUGAGCAGCCAGGCAGUCCUGCAGGUGAGGCCGUGCUGGAGCAGCUGUGGCCCAGCACGUGCCUGCUGCUGCCCGGGCUGAUCCUGCGGGGCCCGGAGCUGCCCCCGUACGUGGCACUGCUGGAGGAGCUCCUGGGCAGAGGCUGCCUGCUGACUGCAGCUCGGCUGGCUGUGCUGGACUCAGCCCAGGCUCUCUGCAUCUCCCAGAUGCUCAGCAGGGCCAAGGGCAGCGUUGCAGCAAAGUGCUCCCUGCUGAAGGAUGGGCUGUGCCUGGUGCUGGCAGCACAGUGGGACAGCUCUGUCACCUCCCUGGGCUCCCUGCUGGACAGUGCCUGCUGGCAGAACCAGUCAGUCCUGGACACUGCAGAGCAUCUCCUUUAUCCCCAGAAUGAGAAUCAGGCCCAGGAGCUGCUCUGCUGCUUUUUUGACCCCCUGACAUCAGAGAGCAUCCACCGAAUUGAGGCCCAGCACUGCUAGCAGAGAGGGGCAAGGCAGCCUUGGAUGCCCCAGUGGACAUGGACACACGGA